UGAUGACUGACCACCAUGCAUGAAGAACGAACUAUAUUUGUAAGGGCCAGUAGCCCUACUAUGUUCGGAUCAAGUAGUCGCUGUUUGUAACGAAACUGAUAUAGUCGCUCAGUAGAGGUUCAAUUGUUGUAAAUUCCUAAGCCAUAGCAAACUCAGUAAACACUAUUUGGCCGCUUACGCACGCAGUGCGCUCGAAAAAAAAAGUGCGUAGUUUCACACGCGUAUUUUGUCAUAGAGAUCAACUGGACGUGUUCCUUGAAGUGUAGUGUAAUAAUGUCCUCGUCAAUCAAAAAUUAAUAAAAGGAAACUAUUUUUCAUUGUUAAAACAGUUAUCGAUCACAGUCAUGCUCCAAUUUAUGAUCUCUCUUUUUACCACGCCUGAGGCAUCAAAUCUUGAAUCGGAUCGGAAGGGGGUAUGGGAUGAUUAUAAAUUUUUAUGGCCCACGUUUCGACUGUUGUAAACAAUUUGAUCCGUGAAUGAAAAUUUAAUCAGCGACCCUGGCUAUUCACAGAAUGACUAUUUUAAGAAGCUUUUGUAAAGAAAGUAUCUCGAUUCAAUUUUUAAUUAGCAGGUGUAGUUGACUCGGCUACGUGCCGCUUUUUUUCUUCAGUUGCCGAUUAAUAUGAGAUUGUCUUUUCUUUUUCUUAUAAACAUGAGCUAAAAGAGAACUGACGAAAAACUACAAAACUGUAAACCGCCGGCAGCUUCACCAGCUUCGACCCUCGAAAACCACUACACCAUACACUCGAAACUACGGACAAUGACACCGGUCCUGGUCCACCGAUAUUACACGCGAGACUUAGUUGUAGUAAAUUGCAGGUUCUAAUAGAAACUUCAACUGAACGAGGAUGAAUAAGUUAAAAAUUUAGGCGAUACGCGAUCACUUUGAACACUUGGUCGACUAGCUCUUCUGUUUAGCUUCGGUUAGUUUAUCCUAACAUUCGUUCGAAACAAUCUUGAAAUACAGAGAAGAGCUAAGUAGCCUCGAUAACUUAAAAGAGACGGCGAGAAGGAAAUUAAUCUAGACGUUGGUGUGUGAAUUUGAGAAUGGAAAGAAGCGUGAGUUAAGCCUCUUUAAGACGAUGAGUCAGAUUACAGCAAGGCGGCGUUUUUUCGCAAAGGGCGCAAACCUUAGGAAUGGCUACUACAAAACGUGUCAACUUCACUUGGUGAUGAAAUAAAUAAUCGGAGAUAAUCUUUCGAAACUGCCAUGAUGCCAAGUAGAAAGAAACAUUGCGUGAAUAAGACUUCCUUGAACUCAGUUGGUGGCCCCGAACAGUCGUGCUAAGAUGUAAGCAAGACGCCAUAGCGAACCAUGCUUAGUCGACUUGGGCGGUUCUGUUAAAACCCGCAGCCUCCACGGAACUUAUGCGCAUGCGUGUAUUUCUGAGCGCUUUCGGCAGGAGUCACGAAAUUUGAUGUCAAUAAAGGCCCAAAACUUCCACCUGCAGUUUUUGGCGUCGUUGUUUGUUCAAAUUAGACAACAGAAAUAAUAGCAAGGGCUUUUGUGUCAUCUACAAGCCCCGUGUUUUGUCUCGAAAAUGAAAAGCUACUUGGAAUUGAGUAAGUUUCGCUUCUCAUAAGGAGGGGUCUGAAAUAGCAGGGGACUAUCGUUAUCGGACAAUCUUGAAUUCAUCGCUUUAUUGAGGUUCAAAGGAGUUUUGGCUAACGGAAAAUUCGAUAGAUUUUUUAAGUGACUUUAUUCCUGUUUUAUAACAUCGACAGGUUGUAAAACAUCUAUUUUAAUUCUCUAUUUCGAUUUUUCAUUGGUCAGAAAGGAACGAUUUUCAGCUAUUUGUUGCACUUAAAUCUUUUCAGUCUUACUUCUUAGGCGCAGACAUCGCUCAUCUUUUUUUCAAGAAAAAAUGUUGCAUCAGCGUAUUUUCAACAAGCCUUCACUGACAAAGAAAUUGUUUUAAUAUUGGUAAACACGAGCAGGAUGAGGGGAAUAUAAUUAGCACGCAAGGAAAAAAUAAUUCGAAGGACACCUCAAGCCGAUUUCAUGAGCACAAAAGUAAGAAUAUUUCGGAUUUUAACCCAAAAACAACUGCCAUUGUGCCAAUUUUUGCUGCAUCAUUGCAAUUUUUUUUUUCCUUUUCUGAUACAUGACACGGUCGUAAUAAAUUCACAAACCGCAAAUGUAAAGAAAAGGGAGAAUAAAAUAACAGCGUCAUGAAUAGAUAAUGAAUUAUUUAUCGCAGUUUCUUUGUUUAGUGGUGUUCAGUCUGGCGCUGUUGGUCGUCAAUAAAAUAAAUACGUCUUGAAAGAGCGGUCACACGAAAGUCAAAAAUUUCCCUUUUACCCUCAAGGGAAUAUUCCUUGACAUGAAAAUAUUGCCUAAUACAACAGUAAAUACCAGCGGCGACCAUUAGAAUUUCAAUCUUCAUAAAAUGCCUCAGGACUAGAACAUUGAUUCCGUUUGAUGUUGAAUGGAACUUAACCGCAAAACAUUCCCAGCUAGGGUAGGGCUGAGCGUUUUUCAAGACCCCUUUCUUCAUUUUGACACCUAGAUAGGAAAUUUAGUAUUUUGAACCCCAGUGUUAAUAUUUUCUGAAAAUGCUAGAUGAAGAAGUAAAUUAAGUGGAAGUAAUUCCGGCGUGGAAUUUAAACAUCACGAGGACCUCGAUGUGUCCUUCUCCCCUCCCGUGUAAAGAUCAGCUCACAUACCAGACGGAACAUCAGAAUGAGGCUUCCGGCCAAUCGUCUGGGACAAAGUUGAUAUGUAGGCAGUCUGAGUCUUGAACAUUUCUCGCCGGAGGCACGAUCGGUUUAGGUUAAUGUAUUUGGGUCGUGCUAUGUUUCAUCAAAGGCGACCUAGUCGUUUCGAGGCUUUCACUUUCACAAGAUGAACACACAGGAUACGCGAAAUCAACAGAUGUUCAAAAUUCGUCGAACUACCUUAGGAUUUGGUGUUGUUCAAAUCCUUCUAGGCGCCUCAUUAACUGCGUUGUCUUUCACAGCUUUCGCCCUCACUUCUUCGGAUAGAAUCCGAAACGCUUGUCCUUACUGGGCUGGAUUUGCGGUUUUUUGGAGCGGAGGUGUAGGUAUAAUUGCUUGGAAGCAUUCGUCUGUGAUGUCGAUGAGUUUGUUCACAUUCUUCUCAGCGGUAUGUGUGGUUCUGCAGAUGAUAGGUACAAUUCUUACAGGAGACGCCGGAGGCUUGCUCAGAUCACUUGUCAUGUGUGAAAAAGAAAUCUCGGGGCCUGGGUGCAAGUGCUGUGCCUCUGUUAUGGGUUGCCAUGAAGGUGUGGGAGUAGUGGAAUUUGAGGGCGUGCACGACUGCAGCGUGAUAACAGGACUACUUACUGGGUUGUUAUAUGGACUUUGUGUUUUAACUAUCUUCGGGAGCUUACUAUGCUUUAUUGCAACUAUCUUGGGAUGUACUGCAGUGGCACGUCAAACAAGUAGAAAUCAGGGACUUUGUAGUCGGUACAGUUCCAGGAGGUCCCAUGCUAGUAGGAGCCCAGAGAGCUACACUUGGGCUGAUUGUUCGACAGACCUUACAAUGUUGCCGCCCUACGCUCCACCAGUAUAUCACUCCGUUGAUAAUUUUCAAGAAUAUGGUCUGUCGUCAUGCAUAGUCCCGCCUCCAGUGUUUGACCCAACUGACUUACCUCCACCUUACUCAUCACAGAACCCUUCCAUAGCCGAAUCUCGCAACUCCUUGACUUCUCCGGAGUCAUCAAACAACCUACCACAGUCUUCUGAAACGGACGUACAUUUUCAGCCUAUGCGCUCGAGCCAUCAGGCGGGAAAUUACAACGAGGAGCUCAGGGCCUCUGCUAGAGAAGAAUGCAACCUCCACGAUAGAGGUGCGCCUUGGGAUGGUCACCUCAAUGCUAUGUCUGACAGUAGUGACCUCACAGCUAGCGCUUCGUCCGAUUUGUCAAGCAAUUGCAAUAGAAGCUUUUCCGACCAGCAAACGAAUGCCAACGACACUGAUAUGUACAAGACAGUUCUUAUUGGAGCCACGCCUUUACUUAAUCAUCCCGCAAAGUCGAGAAUACAAGCGGAGUUCUCAGAACUAGAUGAAGCUUCCCCAGGCUCAAGGAGGCGAACAUCGUCGCUACAGGAGACAUUAACUAAAGAAAGUACUCACACUCGCAAUGUACCGGCGGUUUCUAGAUCUCCUGCCCGAGGUACUCCUCUCUUAUCCCUGCGCACGCGUAGUAGAUCUUUAGGUGAAAACGCUAUCUAUGUGAAUUCAUUUGAGGUCAUGGCUCGACCUCCACCCAACGUGCGACUGCCAGCUGAUGAACAGCUCAAAACGAGUAAUACUGCUGGGCACGUCACCACUAGGAACACCCAUCGACGUACAAGAAAAGGAAUGACACUCAAAGGUGAUUCGUCGAAAGAUCACAACAGCAAUCGCAGCGAGCAGAGGAAGGAAAAGGUGAAAAAAAGACGACGAAGACAUUCGCAUAGCAUUUCGAGACACAAGGAGAGAUGGAAUGCUAACUGUGAAUCGCUAAACUCGCAAGUGAAUCGUGGGAACGACGAUUCAGUUACGCCGGGCAAAGAAACGGUAGUAUGAAGAAAUGUGUUAGUGCCUGAGGACUAGAUUAUAGAGGGUGGGUUGGGUAGGGGGAAGACCGAAAGAAAAUGACAGGGGUGAUCUUGGUAGCUGAAUGGGGAAAGAGUGUGGAUUGGAACCAGCAAUAGACUUAGGAACAAAAAAUUAGUCAUUGAAUAUCGUUUUUCCCUGUUUCCGAAGGUACUUUUCUCCAUUAUUGAUCUAGCCAUAACUCCCUUCUCUUCCCUUCCCUUCCCUCUUCUCUUUUUUCCACUGUCGUUCUACCCAUAGCUCCCUUCUCCGCUCCCCUCUAUUUUCCACUGUUGUCGCAGCCAUAGCUUCCUUCUUCCCCUCCCCUCCUUUCUUUUGACCGUUUUUGUUCUAUCCAUAGCUUCCUACCUCUUCCCCCUCCCCUUUCUUGAAACUAUUCCUCUCCCUUCUGUUGAAUUAUUAAAGGCUGAAAACAUAAGCAUUAAGAUUUUUUUUUUUUUUUUUUGAAUGGUCUGGGGUACUUUUCGUUGGUGCCAAUAGGAAGUAAUCAAGGAGUAAUGAGAAGGAUGUUACCUUCCAAGGGUUGGAAACCAAAUGAAUCACGCGCUCUGAAACCCAAAUUAGGGGCAGUUUGAUACAGAUUUAUCACGAAUUUUAGAUGAUCAUCGCAUCGUUUUCUUUCUGUGGUCCCUUUGUCCUUGACCCAAUCUUAAGUGAUCUGGCAGCUCUUUUAUUUUAUCGAAAAGAAUGACGAAACAUUAAAGAACAUUUUCAGUAUAAUGAGAAUCGGCUUCGGGUGUAUUCGUUCGAUGCACCUCACAGAGAACUAGUUUGCUCGAUCACGGCAGUGAUAAAUAAUAUAUAACCAGUAAAAAGAGGUAAACCGAGAUAGAAAAACAUAUCGAUGCACGACGUGUUUGUAAUAUAUUUUGCAUGUUUUGUAUUCUGUUUCCAAGUCUCCAGUGGACACUGAAAAUAGAAUCGUCAGAACUCUGAUUUUCUCAGGUCACUGAAUGUGACGACCAGGUAGCAAUCUUAUGGUUUUUUUACGUAAUUUCCGAAACCAAUACUCCAGAAUGAGAACUAGCUUUUUUACCUUAGCCGUUCCACGAUUUUUUUCGCCAUCCUCUCCUCUCGCAGCUGUACAAUUUCUUCUAAUUCAGUUUGGAGAAUUAAAGGUAUGUUAUUAUUACACCCCCCAAGUUGAUUGAAAAUUGAACAGGCGAAAAUUUAACUGAAGAUUGGUAUCUAGGGGAAUGUACAUGAUAGUCUGAGUGCCAAAGGCUAAAGAGAAAUACACAUUAUGCUGGGACAGGAAAUAGCUAUCUCCAAGCAUUAUUCCUUUAAAUGGCCUGUAGGGAAGGCUCUGCUUCAAAGGGUACUUUUUUUUUUUUUAGGCUUACACUACUCAAAGGGAGUAGGAAAAAUAUCAUUUAGGCACUCAUGAGGGCUUCAGAUUUUCUCCAGAAAUAUCGUUAAUAUGCGUCAUUCGAAGGGCUCUGAAUCGAAAAGAAGUCAUACGAAAGCACUCAUCUUUUCGGCCGAAUUGGUAUUUAAAAAGGGGACCAUCGGGGCGAUGGUCAGUACUUUUGUAAGGGGACCAUGCAGUACCUUUGUAAGGGGACCAUGCAGUACUUUUGUAGAGUACCUCGCUUCCCCAUUUCCUCUUUCUUCCCCCUUCCGCGUAAGGGUUUUAAGAGGGAAGGUUAGUUUUCUCCAGACAUAAGUUACGACGGGAUUCCUAAUACUAAGAAACACUUUUUUGGAAUAAAUAGUGACAAUUAAAUCCCAAACCUUUUGUUAUAGAAAUGUUGACAUUCAAGUGAGAAAUACGUACUUAAGUUUAUACAGAUAGGUAGUUCAGAUUUAAAAUGACACGAUCGCAGUUUUAAGGGCAUCAUAUGCAUGUAAGUUUAAUUCAAUGAUCAAUGAUUCAUCUAUUUAUAGUGACUGUUGUUAUUGAUAUCAGUCUGGAAGGACUUUAAAAUAUUGUGACUUUUGACUCAGUAGUAACUUAAUAAAUUUGUUAUGUGGA
Messenger RNA from Stylophora pistillata, 6540 nucleotides. RefSeq lists its product as uncharacterized. Gene Ontology annotation, cellular component: membrane. NCBI's taxonomy places the organism in Eukaryota, Metazoa, Cnidaria, Anthozoa, Scleractinia, Pocilloporidae. The record is from RefSeq and is a predicted model, not a curated record.